Chaetomium fimeti is the source of this 1024-nucleotide messenger RNA. RefSeq names its product ETC complex I subunit conserved region-domain-containing protein. NCBI's taxonomy places the organism in Eukaryota, Fungi, Ascomycota, Sordariomycetes, Sordariales, Chaetomiaceae. Gene Ontology annotation, biological process: respiratory electron transport chain. The transcript has 3 exons. The record is from RefSeq and is a predicted model, not a curated record. The coding region runs from base 101 to 835 and encodes 244 amino acids.
ACGUCUGAAGCAGCAGCAGCGCUCCCGAGAGAAUCCCCGCUCCGCGGCAGCAAUAACCACCACCACAUCAAUUGGGACGCCGCCCGAUCAUCCCACCAAGAUGCGCGCGACUUUCCGCCUCCUGGCCGCCGUUCGGCCGGCCGCGCGGUACCUCGAACCGGGCAACCCGACGGGCCUAACGGGCCUCACCACGCACGCCUCCCCGCGCUCGACCCUCCUCUACCUCUACACUUCGACCCUCGACAAGCUCAAGGCCGUGCCCGACCACUCGGUCUACCGCCAGUCCGUCGAGGCCGUCACCAAACACCGCAUGGCCCUCGUCGAGGGCGUCGUGCCCCCCGGAUACGAGGAGUGGGCCGAGAGGGCGCAGAAGCUGGUCAGCGAGCACCCCGACCAGUUCGCCGUCUCGAGGAAGGACGGCGUGAGCGGCGAGAAGGCCAUCAAGCUCGAGCGCGGCGGCCAGGCUUUUGUCGUGCACCAGAUCCCCCAGAAGCAGGAUAUGCGGUACGAGGAGUGGGACGGCGAGCAGGAUGAGGGCCCGGAGCUCGAGGGCAGCAGGACGGCCGAGGAGAGGGAGGAUUUGAGGCAUAUCUUCGAGAGGAGGGAUAUUGCGGAUGUUGAGGGGGAGGUCGAGUGGGAGCCGGAGCCGCAAUUUACGGCCGACCAAGUCUCGGAGCUCGAGACUAAGAUCGGCGCUGGCUUGAUCGAGGAGGUCAUUCAGGUCGCUGAGGGCGAGCUCAAAUUGGUGGACACCAUGGUCGAGUCCAAGGUCUGGGAACCUCUCGAGGAGCAACCGGCCGAGGGCCAAUGGGUCUACUUUGAGCGCAAGGCGUAGGGCGUACCACCACAUCAGAAAUGUAUAUGAAUAGACCCAGCGCAGAUAUGUCAUCCUAGCAAGUGGUUUCUCGUUCUAAAAUAUGGCACUCAAGUUGGGGCCGAUUAAGUCCUAAGUGGAAGAGGGAGAUGUCAAGAAGGAAAUACCUUGUUUAGCAGAAAGAUGUAAAUGCAAGCGAUUUUGAAUUUG